UCACAGCGCGCUGCUUACAAUGUGAAAGAGAUUCAUUUAAGUGCAUGUGAACUGGGAGCGAGAGUCUGAACACAGCGGGCUGCUCAUAGCCGCACAAGGAAGCUUUCUUCUCUCUCUCUCACUCACUCACACACACACACACACACAGUACCGAACCGACCAACUGAGAGGGCGAGAAAAACUAAUAAUCAAACUUCAUGCUGUGCAGCAAGGUCCUGGUGCAGCGCAGAAAGUCCUUGGAAUUAAAUUUUGCUGGUGUAUCAAGCCCAGAAUUCUGAGCUCUAGAGUGGAUUAAGGUCUGAUCAGCUCUGGGACUCCUGUUACUACCGUGUGAAGCACAAGCAGAAAGUCUGAGGCUUUUAAAAGAUAAAUUGAAGAGAAACUUUUCAAGGUCUGUGUGUCAGAGGACAGCACUAAUGACGAAGCCAGCAGUGCAGGGCUGAUGCACCUGUACGGAAAUCUGGAAGAGACAAAUGCACGUUGAUCAUGCGGUCUGGGAACGUCUUCCUUGCCAUCGUUUUUCUAAGCAUCUGCCAUGGGGACCAGUACAAAUCCUUCAGCAGGCCGGGCGUGAAGUUCGAGCACCUGACUGUUGACCCAGCGACGGGAAACGUGUACGUCGGAGCCGUGAACUACCUGUUCCAGCUGACCCCCGAGCUGUCUGACCUGGUUGUGCAGCCCACGGGGCCGCAGAGUGACAGCAAGGAUUGCCUGCCGCCAGUCAACCCCAGUGACUGCCCGCACGCGAGGAUGACCGAUAACCACAACAAGCUCCUGCUGACCAACCCCUACGGCAACGAGCUGAUCACCUGCGGCAGCUUGUUUCAAGGGAUCUGUGAGAAAAGGAGUUUGGGAAACAUCAGCCGGGUUUCGUUCCGUCCAGAGCGCCCGGUCGAUACGCAGUACGUCGCCGCCAAUGACCCCAAUGUCACAACGGUCGGCUUGGUUGGCCUCUCCAAAGGCAAGCUGGCCGUCCUGUUCGUGGGCCGUGGUUAUACCAGCAAAGGUGCUGGUGGGAUCCCGCCGAUCACCACCCGCAAUUUGGAAUUACAAAAUCCACAGAGUCUGGAAUCCCACCCUAUUUUCUCCUACGAGGACACAGCUAAAUUAGCAGUGGCCGGAAGGCUUUCCGAGUACAACCACCACUUUGUCAAAUCUUUUAUUUAUCAGUUAUCCGUGUAUUUCCUGUUCUACCGGAGGGACCUGAAGUCCCCGUCCAGGGAAUACAAAACCUACGUGUCGCGGAUCUGCUUGGGAGACAUGCACUAUUACUCGUACGUGGAGGUGCCUCUUGUCUGUCAGACUGCUGGGAAGAGCUACAAUUUACUCCAAGCGGCCUAUGUCAGCUGGCCAGGGAAGGGCCUGGCCGAAGGGGUUCUCAAAACUAAUGGGGAGGUCCUGUUCGCCACGUUCGCUGUUGGUCACACGGCCACGGCGAAGGCAACGGAAGAAUCAGCGCUCUGCAUUUACACGAUGAGCCAGAUUGAUCGGAUGAUCAACCAGACCAGGGAUCUGUGUUACACCAAUUUUGGGAAGAUGGAGGACAAGAGUGAGGCAGCCUACAUUGAGUAUGAAGUCAAAUCCAGCUGCAGCGGAUUAACUUCAGACACUCUUAAUGCAUACCCAUGUGGUUAUGACCACACGCCCAGCCCAAUGGCCAGCUGUAUUCCGAUAGAGGCAGCUCUGGUACUAAAGGUUGCGCAGGGGCACCUGGUAGCGGUGGCAGUGACUGUGGAAAUGGAGCAUACCAUCGCCUUCGUCGGAGAUGCCAAGGGCCAUCUCCAUAAGGUUUUUGUGAAGCCAUCUGGAGAGGCAGAGCAAUACGCGACACUUGUAAUCGAGCCCAACGCAGCAGUCAACAGCGACCUGGUGUUUGACCGUGAGCAGAAGCACCUUUACGUCACAACUCAGUUAAAGGUGCUGAAGCUACCCGUGAGUGAGUGCUCCAAGUACACUGACUGCCAGUCCUGCCUCGUAGCGAGGGACCCAUACUGUGGCUGGUGCAUACUUCAGGGCAGGUGCUGUCGGAGGUCAGAGUGUGAAAGGGCUGAGGAAGGUGUUCAGUGGCUGUGGAGCUAUGAGGAAGGCCGACAGUGUCUGAGAGUGCAGACUCUGACCCCAGCUAAUAUCAGCAGAGAAGAGCAAAAACAGGUAUUUGUGAAUGUCGCUGACUUGCCUGUUCUUGCCGAGGAUGAGUCUUACACCUGUCUAUUCGAUGAUUACUCCAGUCCUGCAGUCAUUACCGAGAGAGGUGUGGUUUGUUGGACCCCCAACAUCCAGCAACUUCCUCCAACCAAACCCGGAACAGACCAUGUGACUGUCACAUUACAAGUUAUGUUCUUUAACAUCACACUGACAGCAGAGAACUUCACCUUCUAUGACUGCAGUGCAGUCCAACAGCUCUCCAGAAAUUUUCCGUGCCGUGGAUGUGUGAGCAGUCAAUGGGGGUGUAACUGGUGCGUGCUUCAGCAUCACUGCACCCACAACACUACCUGUGAGGACGAGGUGAUCAUUUUUAACGAAAAUUUUGUACUACCCUACGUGGUACCUCCUACCCUUGCUACCAAGCCGCUCCGUGUUGACACUACUGCUCUUCCAACCACCAUCCGCCUCACCACCACAGCUCUUACUACAAGAGCGACAACCAUUCCUACCACAUUGCUGGGCACAGAUACCACAACAACUACGAGAACUACGACCCUGACCACAUUGCCGACCACUGUGCCCACCACUUCUGUGGCGAUGACCAAUGCCACAGCUGGUCUGACUAGCCAGUCAACCACUGUGCCCACUGUGCAAGCACCAACGACGGUGCCCACCACCCUGGACAUCACAGCUGCUCCAACCACACAAUGGACCACAGCCACUCCGUCCUCUGGGGCUAUUACGGUGGCUGAGAGCAGUACCCUUGGCAUGACCACAACGGAGGGUACAGCACCUACCCCGGACCCAUCGGGGGAGGCCUUGACCACGGUCACAUAUGCAUCGCUGCCCACUACACUCGAAGCUCCGUCCGAAGCUGGCCCAAUCACGACGGUUGUCCCCCCAACCCCUCCGACCGUCAAUGCCGCCAUUACAACCGCACCAGCCUCUCCUUUAAACAGUACGGAAGGUGGCGCCCUUCCUGUUGCCACGACUGCCCCUGCCGCGGAUGCCACGGAGCCCCCUUCCACUCGAUUGGCUGUACCAACUGACCCCCGACCUGACCACCCGACCACCCUGCCCUCUGCUAGGCCUGUGAAGGAUGUUGGUGAGUGGAAGGAGCCAGAUGCUUGGGUAGACCCUGUGCAGGUUGAAAACGACACAGCCGUUUUUUUGGCUGCUGCUGCGCUGCUAUCAGGUGACGGAGAUGUUGAGAACCCUUCUCCUGCCUUUCUCCACCUGUUUGACACUGAGGUCGACUACCACUAUGAUCCUGACUCUCCAUCCUUCUCCGUACAGAGCCACGAAGGGAUAAAUAAGGGUCCUGCGGCCUGUCCCUGUGUGAAUAACAUUCGAGGACCACCUCUUCUGCCCGUCAACACAGAACGGAAAAUAACACUGGUGGGACAAAACUUGCACUUGUUUCAGGACCCGGAAGGGAAUUAUGAAUGUGUCUUUGUUAUUGAGAGUCGGACGGUGGUGGUGGAAGCGUUUGUUGAAGGGGACGUUAAUGAUCCUAUGUUUUACUCGAUUACCUGUCGGGUGCACCAGUUUACCUACUCCACAUUGCAGCAAGAGUAUAACGCAACAGUGUAUAUCCAGCGACAGCCCAAUUACAGAGUGGACAGCAGACGUGAUUUGCAUAUUACCCUGUAUAACUGUUCCGUGGAUCGAACAGACUGUAGUCGCUGUCAGACAGCAGAAACCAAGUACGCCUGUGUGUGGUGUGGGGGAGGGAAGCCCAGCUGUGUGUAUGAAAAGUCCUGUGUGGACGGAGUGGAACAGACCUGCCCGGCACCUGUCAUUCACUCGAUCGACCCAACGUCAGGGCUGCAGGAAGGUGGAACCAUGGUCACCAUCACGGGUUCAAACUUAGGCCAGCGAUUCGAGGACAUCGAGAACAAGGUGACGGUGGCUGGGAUCCCAUGUCGUGCUGAUCCUCUGAAGUACGAGGUCUCUACCAGAAUUGUGUGCUACACGGCAGCUGCUAAUGAGGAAGUAUCAGGCCAGGUGACAGUUGAAGUGGCAAAUGGAGGCAGCAGCAGCUCUGUGCAGCCCUUUACUUAUCAGAACCCAGUGCUGAACUCUAUCUCACCAUCACGAGGCCCCAAAGCUGGAGGAACACGUCUCACACUCAAUGGCGUCAAUUUGUUGACUGGCAGACCAAGUGAUGUCCAGGUGUUUGUUGGUGACUUCCCCUGCCUCAUUUCUGCCGAUAUUGAAGAUCAUCGUGUCCAGUGUCUCACUAGCCCAAGCAACCAGACAGAUGAGCUGCCUGUCACAGUCAAGUAUGGUCAUAUUCCAAAGAGACUGAGCAAUGCCUUCUACAGCUACACAGAAAAUCCAAACAUCACCAGUGUGUGUCCAGAUAAGAGCUUCUUGGGUGGCGGAAGAGUGAUCAGUAUAAAUGGACAAAACUUAGAUGCUGUGCAAACGCCUCAGAUGAUGGUCCAGUUAAUCCCAAAUGAACGAUGGCGGAGGUCGUUCUCUGAGCUACAGAGCCGGGUGAGAGAGAGGAAACGCAGAAUGAUAAAGGACAACAAUACUGAAAGGCAUGGACACAAGUUCAUUGAAUUCUGUCAGGUGAAUUCCUCUUCCUUCAUGACUUGUCAGACACCAUCGAUCAAAGCCCCUGUCAGCAAUGCUGUCAUCACUGUGCACUUCCUCAUGGAUAACCUGUGCUUUGAUUUCAAUGAGAUCAGUCCAACAAAGUUCACGUACAAGCCUGACCCAAUCCUGAAGCCACUAAAUGCGGAUGACCCAUCAAAACCAUACAGGCACAAACCAGGCAGUGUACUGUCUGUAGAGGGAGAAAACCUGGACCUAGCAAUUACGAAGGAAGAAGUGGUUGCGAUGGUGGGUGAGGGAAUCUGUGUUGUGAGAACAUUGACCGCAAAUCACCUGUACUGUGAACCACCCCUGGGACAGCCUGCAGCACGAAGGAGGAGAAAGCGUGAAAGCCUGGACACACUGCCGGAAUUUAUUGUGCAGAUGGGAAAACUGCAUUUCAAGCUGGGAAAGAUUCGAUAUGAUGCCGAGAGCCAGUCUAAUUUCCCGCUCGAGGCCCAGAUUGGACUUGGGGUGGGAGCCUCCAUUGUCGCUCUGAUUGUCCUGAUCAUUGUGCUUAUCUACAGGCGGAAAAGUAAGCAGGCCUUGAGAGACUACAAGAAAGUACAGAUCCAGUUGGAGAACCUGGAGACCAGUGUCCGUGAUCGAUGCAAGAAGGAGUUUACAGAUCUCAUGACUGAAAUGAUGGACCUGUCCAGUGAUCUGGUUGGAACUGGAAUUCCUUUUCUGGAUUACAAGACCUAUGCAGAGCGCAUCUUUUUUCCAGGGCAUAGGGAGUCCCCUCUGCAACGGGAUCUGGAUGUACCUGAAUCUCGACGCCAGACAGUGGAACAGGGGCUUGUCCAGCUUUCUAAUUUAUUGAACAGCAAGCUUUUCCUCACCAAGUUUAUUCACACGCUGGAGAGCCAACGGACAUUUUCCCCACGGGAUCGUGCUUAUGUGGCAUCGCUAUUGACUGUCUCGUUGCAUGGGAAGUUAGAGUAUUAUACAGACAUCUUGAAAACACUGCUGAAUGAUCUGGUGGAGCAGAAUGUUGCCAAGAACCCAAAACUGAUGCUGCGCAGAACAGAAACAGUGGUGGAGAAGUUGCUGACAAAUUGGAUGUCCAUCUGUCUAUACACAUUCCUCAGGGAUUCGGCAGGGGAAUCACUCUACAUGCUAUUCCGAGCAAUCAAACACCAAGUGGAUAAAGGACCUGUUGAUGCUGUAUCAGGAAAGGCCAAGUAUACUCUCAAUGACAACCGACUACUCCGAGAGGAUGUGGAAUACCGCACACUGACCCUCAACGUCCUGGUACAAGGUGAAGACGUACAACCCUCACCUGUGAAAGUGUUGGAUUGCGACACCAUCACCCAAGUCAAGGAAAAAAUUAUUGAUCAGAUCUACAAAGGAGUGACUUACUCACUUCGACCACAUGUGGAAACACUUGACCUUGAAUGGAGAUCAGGGUUGGCUGGACAUCUUAUCCUUUCUGAUGAAGACCUGACCUCCGUUCUCCAGGGAAACUGGAAACGUCUAAACACCUUGCAGCAUUAUAAGGUUACUGAUGGGGCCACAGUUGCUCUUGUCCCACGCCUCAGCAAGCACAUUCACCAUGAGAAUCAUGAUUUUACUGCAGGAGAGAAGACACCGAUGUUGGAAGAUGCAGAUGAAGGAGGGAUCAAAGUCUGGCACCUGGUCAAAGCCAGUGAAGAACCUGAACUGCCCAAACACAGAAGGGGCAGCCUGCGGGAGCGGGAACGAGCCAAAGCCAUUCCUGAGAUCUACCUGACACGAUUGCUUUCCAUGAAGGGCACGCUGCAGAAGUUUGUAGAUGACCUCUUCCAGGUGAUUCUCAGCACAAGUCGGCCUGUCCCUCUUGCCGUCAAGUAUUUCUUUGACCUCCUGGAUGAACAAGCAGUACACCAUGGGAUUACUGAUACAGAAACUAUUCACAUCUGGAAAACAAACAGUCUGCCUCUUCGUUUCUGGAUAAACAUUAUUAAAAAUCCUCACUUCACCUUUGACGUUCAGGUGUCAGAUAAUGUGGAUGCCAUGCUAUCGGUCAUUGCACAGACCUUCAUGGAUUCCUGCACUAUAGCAGAACAUAAACUGGGCCGGGAUUCUCCAAUUAACAAACUGCUGUAUGCUAGAGACAUCCCUCGAUACAAACAGAUGGUGGAGAGGUACUAUGCAGACAUUCGGCAGACAAUCUCAGCUAGUGACCAGGAAAUGAACUCUGCUUUAGCUGAGCUGUCCAGGAAUUACUCCAGUGACAUGAACUCUCUCGUGGCUCUUCAUGAACUCUAUAAAUACAUCAACAAAUACUAUGACCAGAUCAUUACAGCACUAGAAGAGGAUCCAACAGCACAGAAGAUGCAGCUCGGUUACCGGUUACAGCAGAUUGCUGCAUCUGUGGAAAACAAGGUCACAGACUUGUGACAGGAGGAACUACUGAGAAUGAUUCGAAGGAAGAGUUGAGGCAUCUUUGCAUUGGUGCAAACAAAGGAGCGAUGAGACACUAUGAUCAGUGAACAGAGCUUGCUGAAUGCAGGAGUGCCUUAUGGAACCAUGCUUCCUCUAUUACUUCAGCUGUGGGAAUGAAGGAAAGCAAACUCCUAUGAUGCAUCAGUUUUGCAAAACAUUGAAAAGAGCCUCUUUUCCCGCUCCUAGGCCAUUUCCACUUGCUUCAAGCUCUCUUUUGGGAGUGUUCAUAUUGUAGACUAUUAAACAACUUAGAAAACAUCACAAACCAUGAAAAGUCUAAAGAGUCAGCGUAUCAAUGGACAAAUGAUGUUAAUAUUUUUUCCACAAGAGAGAUUUAAUUUUUUUUAAACUAAUCCUAUGAGAGAGGUAUUACUGUUCUACGUUGGAAGCUGCAAAGUGAGAUUGGGAAAUGGCACAGAUACUAAGGCAUUGAAGAGUCUAUACACUAAGUGGUGUCGGACUGAGUUAAUUAGGUGCUUGGUUUCAAUAAAUAUAGGAUGGUCGACAGCAAGCACUAUACACAGGAAAUUGACUGUUAAAGGUCCAGUCAAGCACUCAGUUCCUGAGCAGAAGGCCAAGUUCAAAAAGGUCCUGUUAUUGGUAGGUUUGGAGAGUGUGGAGAAGUAGGAUUGUCAUGUGGCACUUGGUGAGUUUGAAAAGCCCUGAGAGGGAAUUAAGCCAUUUGGAGGUGAAUGUUUAGAACUAUGUCACCGUUUGGAACUAUGUCACUGCCUCAAAGCACAUUAAUAUCAUUCCAUAACAGGUUUAAAUGUUCAUGUCUGUCACAUAUAGCAAUAUCUUUCAACAGACCAUUCUGCUUCCUCAAACUCUGGCAACAACCCGCAAAUAUGUUGCUUUCUACUGUCUAGUCCUUUAAAUACCCUGUGAUGGUGAUGGGCCCCUUGAUAGGAAAGGAGAUUCUUAUUUUACUUGAUAUCUCAUUUUACAUCACUGCUCCAGAAUAUUAUUUAAUUUUUGCCAUUGUGUUUUGUGUCCAGCCAUUGAUGAAAAGCUGUGAAUAGAGCCAAUUGAUUCAAAGUCACGCCACCCAGCUAAGACUGGUGCAAAUCCAUUCUAUGGGAGUUUGAGAUCCUAGUAGCAAAUAACCUGGGAUUGUUGAGCAGCUUUGAGGCUGUCACUCAUUUUAUUUUUUGAUUAAAAAUUAUUUCCAAAGGACCAAUCAAUAUCAGAAACAUUGUUAAUGUCUUCAAAUUUCCUGAUCUGCAAAGAUAAACGAAAGAACGAUCUUUUGUAAAUUGUCAGUUUAUUCAUAGUUUCCCAUUAUGCUGCUGUUACCCUUUUGAUUACGUGCAACUCUUUAAUGUCCAUCCUGACCCAUUGUAGACGACCAGGGGCCUGUUUAUUUUUUGAAGGAGGGAGUAACUUUAACAUCCAUCGUAUGAAGUGACAGAUGUCACUUGAACCAUGUGGCCAUCAGAAGUUAGAUCUUGCGAUCCCUGGACCAUUUGGAAUGUUUUUUUUAAAAAUAUUUUAAUUUCAAAUGUUGUGAUGCCUUCUGAAGUUCAAACAUCCGACAGACAGAAUUGAGUAAUUGUUAGGAAAUACAGAGGAUCUACUGGUCUUACUGGGGGGUUGGCAUAUGUUUAGUUUGUGGGGCUUAGAAUGAAGUGAUUUAUUUUAAAUAUUGACUUACCCCAUAACAAUGGUAACCUGUUUCAAAGUAGGCUUCAUUAUCAUUUUAAUUUAUUAUAAAGUCUGAAAUAAUAUGCUUACACAUCCAGUAUUGUAACAGCAGUGUUAUCCCUCUAGAGGGAAACAAAAUCUUCCAGAAUGAUGUCCACUGUGUGAAAAUGAUGGUCUCAAAGCAGAGUAUCAGAUGUCUUCAAACAUUAUUCCCUUGAAGAGAAGGAUCACAAUUGUUCUUCCAUAUUGGGGUGUGUGCAGUAACAUUCUUUUACGGUACAGUCUGAGACAGGAUUUCAAUUUUGAUCUUGGAAUUCAGAGUUGUAUUUAAUUCUAAUCUUUUUAUAUCAUCUCAAUUCACAUACAUAUAGAUGAUGUUCAGUGCAAAUGUCUGAUCCACAAUAAAACUUUAUACAGAUUUUUGUCACGACUGCUUAGAAAUGUCUCUUAUAUUAUUGGACCCAUGUCAUUAAGACGCAGCUGCACACCUCAAUAUGGCUGCAAUGGUAUUUGUUUGCCUGGAAGAUCUGUCUUCAAUGGGAAAUUUUGUUGAUAGUAGCAGGUUUCUCUGCUGCAUUGUUUUUAUCAGAUAAACGAGGAGGCAGCAACUCGACUUUGUUAAAACAUUUCAAAAAGCAUCAAGAGGUCCACUCUUAGAAAACCUGGAAUAUAACAUUCCAUCCUACAUGUUUGGAAUGUAAAAGUAAAGGGCUUUGAUGUCAGUCCAAACAACAUGUUGCAAAUUUUACGGAAGAAGAUGAUAACGCACAAGCUAAUUACUAUUGGUCACUUUGUCACCUGAAAAUCUUACUUGAACAGGAAGCAGUAAUAACACCAGAGGCGUUUUGGGUGAAGUUUUCAGCAAUCUGAUGAUUGUAUUUGUGACUAAACCACUGAAAUAGAUGCUUUUUCUUAAAGAAAAGCUCACGUUCAAAACAUUUAUAAAAUCCCUUUUUGUUUUUAAACAAUAGUGUAUUUAUUUAAUUAGCAGGCAUAGCCUGGUUAAAUGAGGACACUGAUAAUUUUUGUUCUUUUGUGUUUUUUGAAGUUCUUGAUUACAUACUAAUCAUGAAAUAGCACUUAGGUGUCUUCCAAAGCCCAAAUUAUUAACAUUUUAAAGGAUCCACAAUACCAACAAGCCAUACUUAAAACAGCAACAAAUACUGGGGAGCUCCAUACAAUGGCUCAAUCAACAACUUGGGAAAUGUUCCCAGAGAGCGCAAAUAUUGUUUGAAAUUCUAAUUCAACACUUUACCUGAGAGUGAUGUAUACCAUUUACCCUCAUGGUGAAGAAUGCAAAUUCCCAUUCAACUUCAAAAAUAUCAAAUAAAAUGACAUUUUUUUGCUGGUUUGGACAAUUUCUAAAUAGAUAUCCAUCUAGACACCUAAUUUUCACAUUUCUGCUGCAAAAUUAACAAAUUAUUAGGUUUAUUUCUCAAGUUAGAAUCAAGAAAUUGACAUAUCUUCCAAGUUUAUAUAGAGAUUAGCAGAUCUCAAUUUUGUAGUGUUCUGUUUCUAAGAGCAUUGAUGUUACUGUGGUUGAUAUACAGAUCAGAAAUAUCAGUAGAAACAUUAGGAUAUCGUAACACCAUAAAGGUGGAUACCACGUGCAUUGAUUGGGUCUUAAUCAAACCUGUGUCUCCAUCAGCACUUUGCCUGCUGUAUAUGUCUCUUAAUUGUAGUGAUGAGAAUAAUCUUGUAAUGAUGGGGUUUGGGGCUGGUUGGAGGAAGAAGGUUAUGACUCACAUGGAGACCAGUAGAAAAACAAUUGAAAUCAAUAAACAUGUCUAAAAAUCAA
Messenger RNA from Rhincodon typus (whale shark), 10618 nucleotides. RefSeq names its product plexin b1b (gene plxnb1b). The transcript is spliced from 38 exons. Gene Ontology annotation, biological process: regulation of GTPase activity; regulation of cell shape; positive regulation of axonogenesis. Gene Ontology annotation, molecular function: semaphorin receptor activity; protein binding. NCBI's taxonomy places the organism in Eukaryota, Metazoa, Chordata, Chondrichthyes, Orectolobiformes, Rhincodontidae. The coding region runs from base 487 to 7131 and encodes 2214 amino acids. Gene Ontology annotation, cellular component: semaphorin receptor complex. The record is from RefSeq and is a predicted model, not a curated record.